Temnothorax curvispinosus is the source of this 43846-nucleotide messenger RNA. RefSeq lists its product as uncharacterized. The coding region runs from base 235 to 43407 and encodes 14390 amino acids. The record is from RefSeq and is a predicted model, not a curated record. Gene Ontology annotation, cellular component: nucleus. NCBI's taxonomy places the organism in Eukaryota, Metazoa, Arthropoda, Insecta, Hymenoptera, Formicidae. Gene Ontology annotation, molecular function: zinc ion binding; calcium ion binding. The transcript is spliced from 133 exons.
UGAUGACGUCGUCGUUGUCUCACGUCCGAGUCUCACCAAAAGUCUUCUCCGGGUACCAGUUCGUCCGCGGUCUCCCGGCUGGACGAGGAGGUCGUCCUUUCCGCAUCACCCAUCGUGUGGUCGGCGUUUUUUUUUUUCGGUUUCUUCCCUCGCGCAGUGAAACACAAAUUCAGCCAAGAUUGCAUCCUGGAUACGCGGAAGGAUUGAGGCGGAAGGAGGCUGCUGCUGUCAGCCAUGGGGACGGCAAAGAUGAAACAUCUUUGGCCGUUGCUGACGUGGAUACUUCUAGCUUCGUAUCCGGUCGAAUCUCGCAAAGGACUCGGCCAUGGAUCGAGGCGAGAAGUAUUCUUCCUGAACCUCGAGGACGGCUACUUUGGCUGCCAAGUCAACGAGUCGACGGACAUCCUUCAGCUGCUCGAGCUCUCGAAGCUCUGUGACCAUCGCGCCGACUGCUACCAGGGCGUGGACGAGCAGCGCAACAGGUUAAAGUGCACAGACGAUUGUACAAAAGAAGACGGCACCAAAUGUCAAAACGGUGUCUGUCUGGAUUCGGUCUGUCACUGUAACGAUGGGUUUGGAGGAUGUAAUUGUCAAGUUCCAGACGAGAACGAGUGUAAAUAUCGGCCCUGUGAUAUAUUUGCCCACUGUACAAAUACUCUUGGCAGCUUUCAAUGUUCCUGCUUUCCCGGAUACCGAGGCGAUGGCUUUCAUUGCGAGGAUAUCAACGAAUGCGACGAUCCAGCGAUUGCCGGGCGUUGCGUCGAGAAUGCCGAAUGUUGCAAUCUACCCUCAAACUUCCUGUGCAAGUGCAAAUCCGGCUAUAUCGGCAACGGUGAGGUGCGCUGCGAGGACGUGAACGAGUGCGCGAUACCAGGUGCGUGCGGCGACAAUACCGUGUGUCACAACACACUCGGCAAUUAUACCUGCACGUGUCAAGACGGAUUCACGGGAGACCCGUUCAACAGUUGUAUCGAUAUUGACGAAUGCAAAUAUGAGGGUGCUUGCGGAAGGGGUGCGUUAUGCGUGAAUGUACCAGGCGCGCAUAAGUGCGAAUGCCCUGACGGAUACGACGGAAGCCCCGAAGAGGAGUGCAGAGAUGUCGACGAAUGCCUGAGGAGUCCUUGCGGACGUUCCGCUCUCUGCACGAAUGUAUAUGGUAGUUUCCGGUGUUCUUGUCCCGAUGGAAUGGACGGUGAUCCGAUGACAGGUUGCCACGACAUCAACGAGUGCACUGCUUUGGAGAAUCCUUGCGGUAAAAAUGCGAUCUGCAAGAACGAGGAGCCUGGUUACAACUGCCUCUGUCCGCCGGGGUACAGUGCUAGCUCCGGCCCGGCAGUCGCAUGCGAUCAGACGGACGUGACGACUCUCUGCAAAUCGAAUUUCGAUUGCGUCAACAAUGCUGAGUGCAUCGAGGGACAGUGCUUCUGCAAGGAUGGCUUCAAGGCCGUCGGUGCUGAAUGCGCGGAUCUGGACGAAUGCCUUACUAAUCCUUGUGGGCCAGCGUCGAUCUGCACGAACACUAGAGGAAGCUAUCAUUGCGAGUGCGAGUCUGGAUUUGUUGGCACUCCACCCCAUAUACCGUGUAAAGCACCAUGCGAUGAAGUAACUUGCGGCGAACAUGCCUUCUGCAAGGCCGAUGGUCACGAAGCUUAUUGCAUUUGCGAAGAUGGCUGGACCUUCAAUCCGAACGAUAUAGCGGCUGGAUGUGUCGAUAUAAACGAAUGCGAUGCGAUAAAUGGACCUUCUGGAAGAUGUGGCAGAAAUGCCAUUUGUACGAAUACACCUGGUGGUUUUAGUUGCCAAUGUAAACUCGGAUACUCAGGAAAUGCCUUCAAGCAAUGUAUAGAUAUUGACGAAUGUAUCAAAUCCGACGUUUGCGGGCAUGGAGCAACAUGUACCAAUACUGAAGGCUCUUACGCUUGCACUUGUCCGGAAGAAACCAUACCGGAUCCCGAUCCUUACAUUAAGUGUGUUGGCAUAGUCAGAUGCGAAGUUGACGACGAUUGCCCAGGAAACGCUAUUUGUGAUCCACAAAAGAGAUGCUUGUGUCCCGAGCCCAAUGUCGGAAAUGAUUGCAGACAUCCGUGUGAAGACCUGUCUUGCGGACCGAAUGCGCGCUGCAUGCUCUUGAACGACGUGGCGACGUGCCUGUGUAGCAACGGCUACAGCGGAAAGCCUGGUGUAAAGGACGGUUGCCGAGACAUCGACGAGUGCGCGAUAAACCCGUGCCCUCCGGGCGCAAUCUGCAACAACGAGCCUGGUUCCUUCUCGUGUCAGUGUCCGAACGGCAUGAGGGGCGAUCCUUACAGCGGCGGUUGCCAGGAAUCUAAAACACCUCACGUGUGCGGUCCUAGUGCGCCCUGCCCCGCUGGGGAACAGUGCAUCAAGGAUGAAUUCGUAGGCAGCAGCGUGUGCAUCUGUCAACGCGGUUACACGCGCGACUAUGAAACCGGUAAAUGCAGGGACAUUAACGAGUGCAUGGAGCUCAGAGAAAAGCCCGCCUGCGGUGUCAACGCAAUUUGUAAGAAUCUCCCUGGCAGCUACGAGUGCCAGUGUCCGUCAGGCUUUAAUGGAAACCCCUUCUCGCUUUGCGAAGAAUGCAACAGCAUAGAAUGUCAAUGUCAACCGCCAUACAAGAUUGUCAAUGGUAAAUGCAUGCUGGCCGGAUGCUCGAAGGGCGAAAAGUGCCCUAGUGGUGCCGAGUGCAUAACGAUUGCCGGUGGUGUCAGUUAUUGCGCCUGUCCUAAAGGAUACACGACCAAGUCUGAUGGCUCCUGCGAAGAUAUAAAUGAGUGCAUUGUGGGUCACCAAGUCUGCGGUUACGGUGCCGAGUGCAUCAACCUACCAGGUUCUCAUCAGUGCGUGUGCCCGCACGGAUACGGCGGCGAUCCGUACAACGGGCUCUGCUCCCCGGCGCAGAAGAGAUGUACCAACGACAACGAAUGUAAGGCCAACGAGAAGUGCGUACAGCCCGGAGAGUGUGUAUGCCCACCGCCGUUCUACACGGAUCCUUUAGAAGGAAAUCUUUGCAAGAAUCCUUGUGAUCGUUUCCCGUGCGGUAUCAAUGCGAAGUGCACACCGAGCGAUCCGCCGCGAUGCAUGUGCGAGGCUGGCUUCGAGGGUGAUCCACAGCAUGGGUGUAUCGACGUGAACGAAUGUGCGAAUAAUCCUUGCGGACACGGCGCAUAUUGCAUUAACACGAAGGGAGAUCACACGUGCGAGUGUCCCAAAGGUAUGAUUGGUGAUCCUUACGGUAUUGGCUGUACUGGGGUCGCGACCGGCAAGAGUGAGUGCUCGUCAAACGACGAUUGCGAGAAUUACUUAGCAUGCGUCCAAGGAAGUUGCGUCAACCCCUGCGACAACGUACCCUGCGGUCCUAACGCAUACUGCGAGCCCGAUAAACAUGCGGCAUGGUGCAGAUGCGUGAUCGGAUUCACGGAAGGCAAGAAUAACGAAUGUGUCUCACAAUGCGAUGGUUUUGUUUGCGGCACCGGAGCUCAAUGUAUCGUUAGCUACGACGGGCCGACUUGUAAGUGCAUCGAAGGUUUCAUGGGCAAUCCCUUCCCCGGUGGACAGUGCGUUCCGGAUGUUUGCUCUCCUGAAAUUCCAUGCGCCGACCCCAGCGUAUGCAUCAGCGGACGUUGCAAACGGCGUUGCGAAGGAGUGAUUUGCGGCAUUGGAGCCAUGUGCGAUCCUUUAACGAAUAAAUGCGUAUGCAACCCUUACUUUGUCGGCAAUCCUGAUCUGCUCUGUAUGCCACCCGUUCAACCACCACAUUGCGAUCCAUUCUGCGGGAGAAAUGCGCACUGCGAGUACGGUCUUCAAGAAUCGAAAUGUGUCUGUAAUCCGGGUACCAGCGGGAAUCCUUAUCAUGGCUGCGGCGUUCAAGAAAAGUCCGAUUGUUCUACUGCGGUGUGCGGAAAAGAUGCGCAUUGCAACGCGGGUCCGAACGCCGUCGAGUGUCUCUGUCCAUCUGGCUUCGCUGGCAAUCCAUACAUUCAAUGUUUCGACAUCAAUGAGUGCAACGGAAAUGCAUGCGGCAGCAACGCGGUGUGCAUCAAUACCCUCGGGAGCUACGACUGUCGAUGCAAGGACGGCUUCUUCGGCAAUCCGUUUGUCGGAUGUCAGCAAGUACAAGUGGGACCAUGCGCCGAUCCUUCGACCUGCGUUUGCAGCAACACUGUACCAUGUCCCUUCGAUUACACCUGCGUCAAUCACAAGUGCAUAAAUCAAUGCAGCGACAUAAAAUGUGGCCCUAGAUCCGUCUGUCAGAAUGGAGUGUGUAUAUGUCCGCCCGGUUACAGCGGCAAUCCCAACGACCUGCACAAAGGUUGCCACUUGCACCAUCAUUGCUCGAACGACCUCGAAUGCGAGCCGCAGGAGAUUUGUUUCCAGAUCGGCAAAGGCGUCCGCAAGUGCGUGGACGCGUGCAGCAAACUGCAAUGCGGACCUAACGCGCUGUGCGUCACGCAGAAUCACGUAUCCUCAUGUUUGUGCAUUGACGGUUACCAGGGCAAUCCGAGCAAUCUGGUCGAGGGUUGCCAGCCGUCCAAGUCCGUGAUACCCGGAUGUGCACACGACUCGGAUUGUCCGCCGGGUUCCUUCUGCAUCAUCCUGGACGGCGGGGUGCGCGACUGCGUGAAUCCCUGCAGCAAGGUGGUGUGUGGCGCCUAUCAGAAGUGCGAGCCCGACGUCGUACCCGGUCACGCCACUUGCAAAUGUCAGGACGGCUACGAGUGGAAUCCGGUAUUAUCGUCCUGCGAGAAACCAUCAGUGCCCGACUGCAUAAGCGACGACGACUGCCACUCGAGCGAGGGCUGCAGACCGGACGCGCUCGGCGUGUUGAAGUGCAUGUCGCUUUGCGACGGUUUCACCUGCACCGCGAAUUCCCGCUGCGUGACGGAGAACCAUCACGGGAGUUGCGAGUGUCUACCGGGUUACACCGGCAAUCCGAAUGAUCGUCGAGGCUGCCACAGUCCGCGGGAGAACCGUUGCUCCACCGACAGCGAGUGCGCGGAGGAUCAGACGUGUCGCGGUACUCCGGAUGGUCCACUCGCUUGUCAAUUGGUCUGCGACUUCGUCACAUGCGGUCCCAACGCGCUCUGCGUCGUCAAUAAUCAUGUGGCGAAUUGCGAGUGUCCGCCCGGGCAAUACGCCGGCGAUCCGAACGACGCGACGUCCGGAUGCCGUGCGGUGCCCUGCGUCUACAACAUCGAUUGCCCGCCGGCCCAGCUCUGCAACCGACUCACGCACACCUGCUACGACGCCUGCGACGAGAACGCGUGCGGCGUGAACGCGGUUUGCAUCGCGGACGAUCACAAGGCGAUCUGUCAGUGCCCGCCUGGGCUACGCCCGAACCCGGUGCCCGACGUCGAGUGCGUCGCCGUGGAGGCAUGCCAUCCGGACUCCUGCCAUCCUACGGCGCUCUGCGUCGUCGGUCCAACGAAUAAUCCAGUAUGCAAGUGCCCGCCGAAUCACGUGGGUGAUCCUUACGUGAACGGCUGCCAGCCGGAGGGACAUUGCUCCGGUCCCAAGGAUUGUCCGGUGCAUUCCGUUUGCCACGAGCACCGCUGCGUCAAUCCGUGCGAGAACGCCUGUGGUCCCAAUGCGCUCUGUGAAAUCGUCAACGGUCAACCGAGCUGCAGGUGCAUCCAGAAAUUCGUGCCGUCUUCGAGAGGUCCGGAACACGGCUGUGUACGCGGUACUAAUUACUGCGCGGUGGACGCCGACUGCUUGGGCAGCGUCUGUCUCGAUGGACAAUGCAGAGCUGUAUGUCGUUCAGUCGCUGAUUGCUCGGAUGGAGAGAAAUGUAUUAAUAACAAGUGUAUGGUAUCAUGCAUUGGGCAUUCUCAAUGCCUAGUGGAUCAGGCGAAUAAAUUCGUGUUUUUAGAUCCUUGCAGUAGAAAAGACGUGUGUGGACCAAACGCGAUCUGCAGUUGCUCGAAUCAUGCGGUCGCGUGCACGUGUCCUCUCGGUUUUCACGGUAAUCCUACCCCGGAGCAAGGCUGUGUCCGAGUGCCAAACGUGUGUCAAAUUUCGCAAGAUUGUCCCAGCCAGCAUCUGUGCGUCUCGGGAUUAUGCCAAUGCCAGUGCUCGGAACAGAACAAUUGCGCGCAGGGCGAGCGUUGCAAGAACGGUAUUUGCGUGAAGAUAUGUUACGGCGAUAGUAAUUGUCUGCCCGGCGAAUUGUGUAUUGAUGGCGGGUGCGAGGCAGGCUGCACUUCGGAUGUUGGCUGCAAACGCGACGAAGUGUGCAUUAACAGCAAGUGCAGAUGUAGCCACGGAUUUAUUGCCGGUCCUGAACAUUGCCUGGAUAUCAACGAGUGCGAAGAUCAACCGUGUCAUCCGAGUGCCGAGUGCAUUAAUCUCCAUGGAUCUUACCGUUGCACGUGUCCUUCAGGUACCGCGGGCGAUCCUCUAGGAUCAGGUUGCGUGUUGCCGCAUCAGUGCACCACGCACAGGGACUGUUUUGAUACGCAGGCCUGCGUUCAACACAACUGUUCGGAUCCGUGCUCUUUAAUUGACUGCGGCUUAAAUACUAUUUGCACUGUUCUGGAUCACGCAGCUGGUUGCCAAUGCCAACCUGGUUACAUCGGCGAUGCCUCAGGGUGCUUCAAAGUAGAGUGUCUUUCUAACAGCGACUGCCCAACGGAUAAAUAUUGCAACCAGGAGACCAACAAAUGCAGCAGUCCUUGCAAUCAAGUAAACUGCGGAUAUGGUAAUUGCGCAGCCGUCGAUCAUGUCAGCGUAUGUAAAUGUUAUCCUGGCUUCGUCCUCGUCGGCGAUAUCUGUGCUGAUGUUAAUGAAUGUUUGCAAAAUCCUUGCCAUCCCUCAGCUAUAUGUCAAAACGCGGAAGGAUCGUUCGCCUGUGUUUGCCCACAUGGUUUAGUAGGAGAUCCAUUCAAAACUGGUUGCAAGCAACCCGGUGAUUGCUUCACAGAUUCAGAUUGUCCAAAUUCAGCCGCCUGCAUCGACAACAGAUGUACUAAUCCGUGUGACGCACCGGGAAUUUGCGGUAGAAAUGCAGAAUGUCUCGCACGUGAUCACGUUCCGAUCUGUAGGUGUCCCGGACAAACUACGGGAAAUGCGGCAACGGAAUGUAUUCAUCUGGAGUGCAAUUAUCACAGCGACUGCAGUCCAUCAGAUGCGUGCUUCGAUCACAAGUGCGUCGAUCCUUGCUCUCUUUCGAACGUUUGCGGACAUGGUGCUGACUGUUCGUCGCUCAAUCACAGCGCGGUAUGCACCUGUCAACCGGGUGGCACAGGUGAUCCGAAUCUUGGGUGCACUCCGCUUCAAUAUUGCAAGAGUGAUUCACAAUGUGCAACCGGUUCAGUGUGCAACGGAGGAAUAUGCACAGCACUCUGUGGAAGUACAAGAGAUUGCAUCGGCGAUCAACUCUGUAUCAAUGGUCUUUGUCAGCCCACCUGCAGAAGUAAUUCUAGCUGCCCGGAAUAUCAAUACUGCCAUAAUAACAUAUGUGUUCAAGAAUUACGUUGUACGUCAGACAACGACUGCUCGUACGACGAAAAAUGCAUUAAGAAUAAUAUUGGACAGGCGGAGUGUCGCAGAGCUUGCGACGUGAUACUCUGCGGCCGUAACGCCGAAUGCAAAGCUGAUAAUCACGCUGCGACGUGUUCUUGUAACCAUGGCUUCUUCGGAAACGCUAAAGAUGACAAGAUUGGCUGUCAACCUAUCGAAUGUGAGGUCAACAAUGACUGUACACAGGAAAAGAUCUGCGAUUAUCACAGAUGUAGAAUCGCUUGUCUCGCGCACAAUCCUUGCGGCGUGAACGCCAUUUGCACAACGGAGAACCAUGUCCAAGUUUGCACCUGCCAACCCGGAUACACGGGAGAACCCACGCGUGCUUGCAAGCUGAUAGAUUACUGCGCGAACGCACCCUGCGCACCGGGCGCAUUGUGCGAAAACACACGAGGGCAUUUCAAGUGUCAUUGUCAACCCGGCACGGUCGGAGAUCCUUAUAAUAGCGGUUGUCAACCGCCAGUAGAAUGCCUGCAGGAUGCGGAUUGUCCGCUAACUGCCAAAUGUGUUAACAUCAACAACGUACCAAAAUGUUUCGAUACUUGCGCACGUAUCCGGUGUGGUCCAAACGCAGACUGUGUUGCGAGCAAUCAUGCCGCGAGCUGUCAGUGUCGUGCCGAUUACGAAGGCGAUCCUAAUAAUCUGAGUGUGGGAUGUCGUCCGAGACCAGUGGUCUGCUCGUCACAAGCCGACUGUUCGGUCAAUACUUAUUGUUACGAAGGCAUUUGUCGACCAUCUUGUCAAUCGGAGGAGGAAUGCAACUUGUCCGACGUUUGCUUGAACGGGCAAUGCUUAGAUCCAUGCGAUGUAAGAGGAGCUUGCGGCAUAAACGCCGAAUGCAAAGUCAGAAGUCACAUUAAACAGUGUAGCUGUCCACCAGGCUUCACCGGCAACUCCGAAGUAGAAUGUGUUAGACUGCCAGUGUCUUGUCUCGGAAGCGGGGACUGCAUCGGAGGCAACACCUGUCGUGAGAACGUUUGCUUGCCGAUUUGCACCGUCGACAACGAUUGCGCAUUGAAUGAGAAGUGCAUUCGCGGCAAUUGCUUGCUGACUUGCCGGCUGGACAACGACUGCUUCCUGGGUCAUAUUUGUUUGAACAACAUGUGCUCGUUCGGUUGUCGUGCCGACGAGGAUUGCAACGCGAAUGAGGCUUGCUUAGGGAACAAGUGCGUGAACCCGUGCGAGGCUACGCCGUGCGGACCGAACGCCAAGUGCACUGUCUUCAACCAGCGUGCCACGUGUUCGUGCUCUACCGGUUUUAUACCAAAUCCGACGGCCAAGGUCGCGUGUCUGAGAACGCCGGGUUCGGUCUGUCAGGCCAAUCGGGACUGCGCCGUGGGCACGGCUUGCAUCGCUGGCGUUUGCACACCCGUCUGCUCGUCCAACGCGAAUUGUUUGAGCAACGAGAGAUGCGACAGCUCCGGCAUUUGCAAGUCACUUUGCAGACGGGACGAGGAUUGCAGAAGUGGUGAGAUUUGCGAGGGGCUGGUGUGCGUUUCCGGUUGCCGGGCGGACAUUGAAUGCCAGGAUAGUUACGCGUGUAUAAACAACCAGUGUUUAGAUCCGUGCUCGUUGACCGGUGCCUGCGGUGUAAACGCCAAGUGUACAACCGUCAAUCACCAAAAAAUAUGCACGUGUCCAUCACCUUUGGUGGGAGAUGCUCGUAUUGGAUGCAAGCAGACAUUCCUCCCCUGCUCAUCUGAACUCGAAUGUUUACCGGGACAAACGUGUUACGGCAGAUCGUGCUAUUCCACGUGCAGAAGCGAUGCAAAUUGCUUGAGCGACGAACGGUGCGACGGCGGCAUUUGUAAAGCGAUAUGCAACAGCGAUGACCAUUGCGUCGCGAAUCAAAUAUGCCGCAAUCGCAUGUGUGACAUUGGGUGCCGCAGUGAUAACACGUGUCCGGGCGACGAAUCUUGUAUCAACAAUCAAUGCAGAAGUCCAUGCGACGGUGGCAAGGCGUGCGGAGAAUGCGCUGGCUGUCGCGUAGUCAAUCACGUGGCUCAAUGUAGUUGUCCCGCAAAUUAUUACGGUAACGCAUUAAUCAAUUGCGCCAAGACCAUGAUUCCCUGCGACGGCUCGUGCGAGUGCGACGAAAUCGGUUUCUGCACCACUAGCUGCCACCAUCAGAACGAUUGUUCUUGCGGCGAGGUCUGUCAUAGUGGCAAGUGUCGCAUCAAGUGCGAUAUCAACAACGCAUGUCCAAAGGGCUACGUAUGUGAUGGAGGUUUGUGCCUCGUCGGCUGUCGCACCCAUUCUGACUGCCCGUCAUCCUUGUCGUGCACAAAUGGCCAGUGCGAGAAUCCAUGUUCCGCCCAUGGAUCGCCUUGCGGAAUAAAUGCACUCUGCCGCGUCUCGAGUCAUCGUGCGGUGUGCUUAUGUCCAGAGGGCUACCAGGGUGAGCCGAGUCAAGAGUGCUACCAGCUGGAGUGCCAUCAUGACGACGAUUGCGAGUUGAACAAACAUUGCAGCGAAUACGGGGUUUGCACAAAUCCAUGUUUGCAGCACGGCGUCUGUGGCUUCAAUGCGCAGUGCCGCGUGAUCAACAGGAAAGCACAGUGCUCUUGCCCGCCGGGACAUUUUGGCAAUCCAAAGAUCAACUGCAAGAAAGGCGGUGACGAAUGUCUGCGAAGACCUUGCGGCGUUAACGCUAAAUGCCGAGAAACUCUGAAUGGUUUCGAAUGCACGUGCGAUCCGGGAUGUCACGGCGACCCGCAUCAGGUGUGCCUCUGCGAUGGUGAUCUUUGCAAGGACACUCGUUGCGGCAUCAAUGCAGCCUGUCGAAUUUACAAGAAUCAGCCGCAGUGUUAUUGCCCACCGAAUAAUCCAUCGGGCGAUCCAAUGCACGCAUGUAGUUCAGAUAGAGAUUUAGGAGACUGUCGAACAAAUGGAUGCGGAAAGAACGCCGAGUGCAUUAGGGAUGGAGCUAUAUUCGUCUGUCGGUGUCCACCAGGUACAAGCGGUUCGCCAGAUAUCGAGUGCACAACAGAGCGCGAAUGCACCAGCGACUUAGAGUGCCCCAAUGAAAAAGCCUGCAUAAAUCUACAAUGUCUGGACCCGUGCGCGCUACGCGGUGCCUGUGGGAUCAAUGCUCUGUGCAGAGUGGUUCUGCACAAGCCGCGUUGCUCGUGCCCGCAGUGCUAUAUCGGCAUGCCCCACACGGCCUGCCAUCCAGAUUCCAAAUGCGACACGCUCAAUCCCAAACCUACGCCGAGCAUCGGUUGUUCCUCCGAUUACGACUGUCCGGAGAGUCUCUCCUGCCACUCGCAGACAGGCGAGUGCCGCGACCCGUGUUUGAGUCCUCGGUAUACCUGCGAGGUCAACAAGAGGUGUCAGGUGCGGAAUCACAAACCUAUGUGCGUUUGCAAAUACGGCUUCGUAGUCAACGAAAUCGGGGAAUUGACCUGCGCCCCUGACACACUUACCUGCUCGAGAGACUUCGAUUGUCCCUCGAACGCCGCGUGCGUCAAUGGGAAAUGUCAAAAUCCCUGUAACGUGCGAAGCAAAAAACCGUGUCCGGCUGAUAAAACCUGCGAUGUCCUGGACCACCGUCCCGUGUGCAUUUGCACCAAAAACUGCAAUCCCUCCCUCUCCAUUUGCCUGCGAGACAGUGGCUGCUCUCCAGACUUGGCGUGCCGUAACUAUCGCUGCGUGGACCCAUGCAGAAACUCCACCUGUCCGGCUGAUGCCCCCUGUUACGUGGAGGAGCACAAGCCUAUCUGCAAGUUCUGUCCCCCCGGCUUUGUGCCAGAUACUAAAUACGGAUGCAUGAAAGCAGUUCUUCAUCCAAUGCCCAAGCCAGUUUGCGAGUCCGAUGAUGAUUGCAGUGACGCAGAAGCAUGCGUCGAAAGCUCUUGCGUUGAUCCCUGCAUCAACGGGUGUCAACUGGCAGUUCAGUGUCGGGUUGAAGCACACAGGCCUAUUUGUGGUUGCGAUCCUAACGACAAACGUUGUUCAUCUGGUGGUGCAACGACGUUACAUUCUAUAGAUUUAGAUCACACUUUUGAAACAGUCCACACUACGUUACAAACAUCAGCGAGUACUAGCAUUCCGCCCUUCACACUACCCAUUUCUACUACGGAGAUGUUAACUGUUAUAUACACGGAGGAAAGCACGGUUGCUUUAACUGACGUUACCGGAAAUUUAUUGGAAAAUAUUACUACUGAAACGACAAAUGAAUCAAACACGACUAUUGCACCGACGGAAAUUGCUACUGAGUCUUCGGAACGUACGACAACCGUAUCUUCGAUAUUAAGUACAACCGAAAUUAAUAUUUUAAAUGGUACUUUAAUUUCAACGACAAACGUUGAUACUUUAGAGAAUAUAACAUCUAGUCCUUUUACCACUCCAACGUCUGAAAGUACUGAUUUUGAAGUUGAAUCUACUUCAACAGAAUAUACAGCAACAGCAAGUACUGUUACUUCCGAAAUCGAACAAACCACUAUUUCAACUAUGUAUAGUACAGAAGAGACUGUUACAGAAAGUAUGCCUUCUUCGACAAUUGGGACAACAAAGAGUGAAUUUGACACUACAACCGAAAUAACUGGAAUAAUUGUCCUUCAAAAUGUCACUGCCACUUCUCCAGUUACAUUCAGUUAUACUGAGAUUACUGAUAUCACUGUUUCUGAUCAAAGUACUGAAACAACAACGAUUUCUAAGACAACGGAAGCAAGUAGCCUUAUUGAAGUUCCUGAGAAUAUAACUGCAGUUCCUACCACAGAAGUUCCUAAUGUAAGUGAUGAAGAAACUUUCACAGUAGCAACAACUACACCUUUUACUACUACUACACAAUAUUCUAUCACAGAAUUAACAGUAAAACCGUUAAAGGAAAUCACUGAAACACAUAUGGAAAGUACCACUAACGCAAUGACUACUACGACAUUUUUUACGCAAACAGAUCAUACGACGUCAUCUCUAGAUAUCUUGGAACAUACCGAAACAUCUACAAUAAAUAUUGAACGUGAUACUGCCAAAGAAAUUACACAAGAAUGGAGCACUGCCAAAACUGGUUCAGUUGAUACAACUGAGCCAUAUGUGAAAGAUACUACUCCAUUUUCUAUCAUUACAUCUGAGUCUCCUAUAUUUACGACAAAUAUGAUUGAUGUCGACAGUUCUCACAAAGGCACUGAUAUUUCUGCAACAGAACAAUCUUCUAUUACCGAGCACAUCACAUCUCAAUUUACCACGGAGGAAUACUCAACAGAACAAUAUACUACUUUGAAACAGUACACUACAACUGAAAAAUUUACAGGAGAGAUUUCUAGUACAGAACAUUAUAGCACAUCGGAACAUACUACAGAGGAACAUUCCACCACAGAACACCUUAAGACGUCAGAACAAACAGAACCAUAUACUACGUUUGCACAAUCUACUGAACAGAUCUCCACUACGAAGCAAUAUAGCACGCCUGAAUAUUCUACAGAAGAAUAUUCUACAGAAGAAUAUUCUACCACAGAACAGUUUAGAACAUCACAGCAACCUACAGAACAAUAUGCUACCUCGAAACAAGAGUCUACAGAACGGAUCUCUACCACAGAAGAGUAUUCCACUACAGGAUUCAAGACCGAACAACCCACCACAUUUGAACAAUCUACAACAAAACAGAUCUCUACAGAACAAUACAGCACAUUUGAAUAUCCAUCUGAACAGUUUAUUACAUCUACGCAAGCGACACAAUAUAGUACAACCGAAUACUCCACAGAGGAAUAUUCUACCACAGAGCAACUUGCUACAUCCAAAAAAUCCACAGAGCAAUAUUUGACCACAGAAUAUUAUACGACGCCUGAAAUCACUCAGAAUAAAACAGAAAUGUUUUGUACCUUACAUACAGAUUGUACAGAAUGUGAAACUUGCAUCGAUGGUCUUUGUCGGAAUCCAUGUAAAACUGACAAUCCAUGUCCAGAGAAUGUCUUAUGCGACGUUGCGAAUCAUCGGCCUGUGUGCUUAGACUCAAGUACCGAGCAGAGUACGUCUAAUUGUAGCGUACUCCCAGACGUGAAAUGUACAACGCACAACGACUGUCCCAUCCAAUUGGCCUGCGUAAAUCAUCAGUGCGUGAAUCCUUGUGCUUUGGGUAAUCCGUGCGACUUCGUCGAAGCUUGCCAUGUUCAAUAUCAUAGGCCGGUCUGCGUCAAAGUGGAGACUAAUGAGGCUGAAUGUCCUUACUGCCCACCUGGUAUGCUGUGCGACUCAUCGACAAACACUUGCAUCAAAGCGGGUUGCACUAGCGACGGGGAUUGCCCCCCGACAGAAGCGUGCAUUGGGCACACUUGCCAGGAACCGUGCCUAGUUCGAAAUCCUUGUGCGGAACACGCUAUUUGUAUUAAUACGAACCACGGAGCGGACUGCAGUUGUGAAGAAGGCUAUCACGGAAAUGGAUUUUCCUAUUGCGAUUUACUGGAAGAAACGAAGAAUAUUUGCCAAUACAACGAAGACUGUCCUCCGCACAAAUAUUGCGAUCGACUCAACAGGCAGUGCAUUAAUCCUUGCGUCGAAUUUGAUUGCGGAGAUAAUGCAAAGUGCGUCUCCAGUAAUCACCAAGCGCAGUGUACGUGCCUUCCAGGUUAUCAAGGAAAUCCUCACAUUGGCUGUCAAGAGAUAGUGUCGACUGUCGAUCCUUGCGUUCCAAAUCCGUGCGGUUUGAACGCUUUAUGCGAAAAUGACAAUGGGAAUCCUGUCUGUUUCUGUCCAAAAGGUCUAACCGGAAGUCCAUUCGAACAGUGCAUUCCCGAAGGUGACCAGUGCGAAGGUAAUCCCUGCGGCGCCAACUCAGGAUGCCGGGUGGUGAAUGGACAAGUGAGGUGCUUCUGUUUGCCAGGAUACGAGGGUGAUCCGCCGCAUUUCCCCUGUACACUUCCUACUACCUCCUGCGAUCCUUCUCCUUGCGGUCCCAAUACUCGCUGUUCCGUGUUGGACAAUGGCUUCGCGAAAUGUACCUGUCUACCUGGCUACAUCGAAAGCCCGAACACUAUUAGAGGAUGCGUGCCAAAAGCUGACCAGUGCGAAUUUAAUCCUUGCGGUUUUGGGGCGAGAUGCAAUAGCACGAGGGUACCGCCUUGUUACUGUCCAGAUCUCAUGAUUGGAAACCCAUACAAGAGUUGUGGAGCACGACCAGCGGAACCAUAUGAUCCUUGUCUAUUAUCACCUUGUGGCAAAAACGCUAUUUGCACGACGAUCGAUGGCAUAGCCAAAUGCACAUGCAUACCGCCAUUUAUCGGCAAUCCCUAUAUAGAUGGUUGCGAGGCCGAGUGCAUCAUUAAUCGGGAUUGCGAAAGUCAUUUGGCUUGUUUCAAUCAACAUUGCAGAGACCCAUGUCCAGGCGUAUGCGGCGCUAAUGCGCAUUGCGAAGUCGUCGAUCAUCUUCCGAUGUGUUCUUGCUUGCCAGGAUAUACCGGAGAUCCGUUCAGAGCCUGCAAAGUAGAGAGACCUCUAGUGCCAGAUCAGAAUCCGUGCAUGCCAUCACCAUGCGGUCCACACAGUAUCUGCCGUGUAAUGAACGAUCGUGCAGUUUGCUCAUGUAGCCCGGGUUAUCAAGGCACUCCGCCGCAUUGCCGUCCGGAGUGUCUCGUCAGCACGGAAUGUCCGGCUCAUCUGGCUUGCAUUAAUCAAAAGUGUAAUGAUCCUUGCCCAGAAUUGUGUGGUUUGAACGCUGAUUGCCAGGUCAUCAAUCACAACCCGAUCUGCAGUUGUCCUCGUCAAUACGUCGGUGAUCCAUUCACUCAUUGUGCUAAGGAAGAACCUUUACCGCCAACAACGAAUCCUUGUUUGCCAUCGCCUUGCGGACCUAACGCUGAUUGUCGCGUCCAAGAGGAUCAUCCGAUAUGCACGUGUAUUAGUGGGAUGUUCGGAGCACCGCCGAAUUGUAGGCCAGAGUGUGUGAUCGAUCAGGACUGCAUUAGCUCCUUAGCUUGUAUUCAAAAGAAAUGCUUGGAUCCAUGCGUGGGAUCAUGCGGUUUUAACACGAAUUGUACGGUGCUGAAUCAUCGACCUAUAUGUCAUUGUUACGAAGGCUAUGAAGGAGAUCCUUUCUCAGGCUGCGCUAAAGCUGUCUUCCCAGCGCAAUUGCCGUGCGAUCCUUCACCGUGUGGUACAAACGCCGUAUGUAAAGAGCGUAAUGGCGCGGGAUCUUGCACUUGUCUGCCCGAUUACACUGGUGAUCCCUACGAGGGCUGCAGACCGGAAUGUGUUCAGAAUACGGAUUGCGUUCACACGAAGGCUUGCAUUAAUAACAAAUGCAAAGACCCGUGCGUGGGAGCGUGCGGAAUUAACGCGCAAUGUCAAGUCUAUAAUCAUCAGCCAUCCUGUAGUUGCCUCUCCGGUUACACCGGAGACCCACUUACGUCUUGCCACAUACCGAUAACGCCUUCAGUACCAGGUGAUACGUGCCAACCAUCUCCCUGUGGACCGUACAGCAACUGCCGCGUUAUUGAUAAUCACGCAGUGUGCUCCUGUCAACCUAAUUACAUUGGCAGCCCACCGUCGUGCCGACCGGAAUGCGUAGUCAGCACGGAUUGUAGCGCGAACACAGCGUGUAUCAACCAGAGGUGCAAGGAUCCAUGUCUAGGCACGUGCGGUGUGAAUGCAGACUGCCGGGUGAUCAAUCAUAAUCCAGUAUGCAUCUGUGCGAUUGGCUAUAGCGGAGAUCCGUUCUUCGGUUGCGUUAAGGAAGAAGUAACACCAAUACCGAGACCAAGCGGCAAUCCUUGCGUCCCUUCGCCAUGCGGACCGAAUUCCCAAUGUCGGGUGAUUGACGGUUUUCCGGCGUGCUCAUGUUUACCGAAUUACGUUGGCCGCGCACCAAAUUGCCGACCGGAGUGUGUCAUAAACGAAGGAUGUCCCGGAAAUUUGGCAUGUCAAAACGAACAGUGCGUGGAUCCGUGUCCAGGCUCUUGCGGCGUAAAUACGUAUUGCAAUGUCGUAAAACACAAUCCUGUCUGCAUCUGUAACGAGGGCUACACGGGCGAUCCGUUCACGGAAUGCAUACCCAUCGUAGAAGUGCCUAUUACGACGGAGCAACCACGCACACCGUGCAAUCCGUCGCCGUGCGGCGCCAACGCAGUGUGCAACGAACGAAACGGCGUUGGAUCCUGCACGUGCCUACCGCAGUACUUCGGUGAUCCGUACAUCGCUUGCAGACCCGAAUGCGUGACUAACGCCGACUGCGAUCGCAGCAAGGCCUGUCUGAACAACAAAUGUGUCAAUCCGUGCCCCGGCACUUGCGGCCAAGACGCUACUUGCCGUGUGGUCAAUCAUGCCCCGAUGUGCUCCUGCCUACCUGGUUAUACUGGCGAUCCGGUGAACGGUUGUACCAUCAUCGAUGUUGUGACACCAUUGCCCGUGCCGCUCAAUCCUUGCGAUCCAUCUCCGUGCGGACCCAACAGCAACUGUCGAACACACGACGGACACGCGGUGUGCCUCUGUCAACCGGGAUUCUCCGGAGUUCCACCGACCUGCCGACCGGGUUGCAUUGUCAGUUCUGAGUGUCCGCAGAACAGGGCAUGCAUUAAUAACAAGUGCGCGGAUCCGUGUCCAGGUUCUUGCGGACAAAACACGAACUGCCUUACGGUGAACCAUAAUCCCAUCUGCAGCUGCGCCAGCGGCUACUCCGGCGAUCCUUUCGUGCAUUGCACCAGGAUUAGCACUACGUCGCCGUUACCAAAAGGGGAAGGAGACCCUUGCCUGCCGAAUCCAUGCGGCCCGAACUCGCAGUGCAGAGUUAUAGGCUCGCAUCCGGCAUGUUCCUGCUUGCAGAACUACAUUGGCCGUCCACCGAACUGCAGGCCGGAGUGCACCGACAACUCGGAAUGUUUGAAUAGCGCAGCGUGCAUCAAUCAGAGAUGCAAGAAUCCCUGUCCUGGUGCUUGCGGCGAAAUCGCCAGGUGCACAGUGCAGAAUCACGUUCCGAUUUGCACCUGUCCGGAAGGAUACGAGGGCGAUCCUACUGUGCGCUGCGUCCUGGCAUCUCCGCCAGCGACAGACAGAACUGUGUCAAAUCCAUGCUCGCCAAAUCCUUGCGGUCCCAAUGCGCAAUGUCGCGAAAGAAACGGAGCUGGCGCCUGCGGAUGUCCGCCUGACCUAAUAGGCGAUCCGUACGAUAUCAUCAAGGGAUGCCACAGGGAAUGCGAAACGAACAAUGACUGCGCGCCGCAGCUGGCGUGUGUUGGUUUCAAAUGCAUAGAUCCAUGUCCAAAUACGUGUGGAACGUUGUCUAUCUGUAACGUACAAGCGCACGUUCCUGUCUGUCUGUGUCCACCGGGAUAUACUGGAGAUCCAUAUUUUGCUUGUGAAAUUGAGGAGAUGAUAAAAACAUUGGAACCGUGCUCUCCAUCACCUUGUGGGCCCAACAGUAAAUGCCGAGUCGUUAAUGGUCAAGCCGUAUGCACCUGUUUACCAGAGUAUAGGGGCAUUCCACCGUCGUGCAGACCAGAAUGUAUCGUUAAUGCCGAGUGUCCACCUCAUCUGGCGUGUGUAAAUAAGAAAUGUGCAGAUCCUUGCCCGAAUACUUGUGGAUUGAGGGCGCAAUGUAUUACCAAAAACCACAAUCCGAUUUGCACUUGUCCUGCCGGUUUCACAGGAGAUCCUUUCACUUUCUGCUCGCCACAUAUUACUACCGAAUUUCCGGCAACUGAGCGGCCACCAUCUUGCACCCCAUCACCUUGUGGUCCGAAUUCUUUGUGUCAAAUAAUAUCCGGCAAUCCCGCUUGUUCCUGCCUGCCAAAUUACAUUGGUGUACCGCCACAAUGUCGACCGGAAUGCAUUUUAAGCUCCGAAUGUAAGAGUCACUUCGCAUGUGUCAAUCAGAGGUGUACGGACCCGUGCCCAGGCUCAUGCGGAGUAAACGCUCAAUGUCACGUAUUAAAUCAUCUCCCAGUUUGCACGUGUAUGGAAGGAUUCACCGGAGAUCCAUUUACGCAAUGCAGCAUUAUUCCGCCAGUUACAGAACCACCAACCACGGACCCUUGCGCUCUAUCACCAUGUGGUCCGAACGCCAUAUGCGAUAAUGGCGAAUGUAGAUGCUUGCCCGAAUAUAUCGGUAAUCCUUAUGAGGCCUGUCGUCCCGAAUGUAUCCUUAAUUCAGAAUGUGCCCGCGAUAAAACUUGCCUGAAGAACAAAUGCAAGGAUCCUUGUCCCGGAAUAUGUGGCCAAAACGCGCGUUGCGAUGUGGUGAAUCACAUUCCCGUCUGUUCCUGUCCAUCCGGAUACGUUGGCGAUCCGUUUGUCAGUUGUCGUGUUCAACCUAGAGUGCCGGAUUCUCGAAAAGAUCCGUGCUCGCCCUCGCCCUGCGGACCGAACAGUCAAUGUCGCAACAUCGAGGAUCACGCUGUGUGCUCUUGUCUCCGAGGCUAUCUUGGUUCUCCGCCAUCCUGCAGACCAGAGUGUGUCGUUAGCUCUGAAUGUCCGCCAACGCGAGCCUGCGUAAAUAAAAAGUGCACAGACCCCUGUCUAGGUUCCUGCGGUUUGAACGCGAGAUGCGAAGUAAUCAACCAUUCGCCGAUAUGCAGUUGUCUUCCUGGACAGACUGGAGAUCCGUUCAGAAGUUGUUAUGAUAUUCCAAUACCAUCGGAACCUAAGGAUCAGGGCGAUCCUUGCAUUCCUUCGCCAUGUGGACCAAACGCACUUUGUCAGAAUGCAAAUGGACAACCAUCAUGUUCGUGUCUACCUACGUACAUCGGCACUCCACCGUCAUGUCGGCCAGAGUGUUUGAUCAAUCCCGAUUGCCCGCCGGAAAAAUCUUGCAUAAACAUGAAAUGUAAAGAUCCAUGCCCGGGAUCCUGCGGGGAUAACGCUGAAUGCAAAGUAGUGAAUCACGCAGUGACUUGUUCGUGUCAGAUCGGCUAUGCGGGCAAUCCGUUCGUGCAAUGCGUAUUAGAAGAAGAACCAAUGAAUCCGUGCGAACCUUCACCGUGCGGUGCCAAUGCGAUCUGUCAACAACGGGACAAUGCUGGCGCUUGCAUAUGCAUCGAUGACUAUCAAGGAAAUCCUUACGAGGGCUGUCAACCGGAGUGCGUCCUCAGCGCGGAUUGUCCUACAAACAAGGCAUGCGUUCGCAAUAAAUGCAAGGAUCCCUGCCCAGGAGUAUGCGGCGUCCGAGCGCAGUGUUCAGUGAUCAACCACAUUCCUACGUGUACUUGCGAACCCGGAUACAUUGGAGAUCCAUUUACGAUUUGCACCCUUCAACCGGAAGUGGAUACCGAACCUACCGUCAGAGAUCCGUGCUCGCCUUCACCCUGUGGACCGAACAGCUUGUGCCGUGCCAUAAACAACCAAGCGGUGUGCACGUGCCAAGAGUCUUUCGUGGGUGUUCCGCCGAAUUGUAAGCCGGAAUGUGUCGUCAAUUCGGAAUGUCCGCAAAAUAGAGCAUGCUACAAAUACAAAUGUACUGACCCGUGCCCUGGCACGUGUGGAAUCGAAGCCAAUUGCCGUAUUAUCAAUCACAAUCCGCUCUGCAGUUGUCCGCAAGGAAAGACGGGCGACCCCUUCUCCAGAUGUUUCCCUGAACCCGUUGUUCCGCUACCGCCGAUGGAUCCUUGUUUCCCUAGCCCAUGUGGACUCUACGCGGAGUGCAAAGUCGUUAAUGAUCAAGCCGCGUGCACUUGCUUGAAAAAUUAUAUAGGAAUACCACCCAACUGCCGCGCAGAGUGCAUAGUCAAUACAGAUUGCCCGUCGGAUCAAGCUUGUAUCUCGGAAAAAUGUCGUGAUCCUUGCGUUGGCUCUUGCGGCCAGAAUGCUGAUUGUCGAGUACAGAAUCACAUACCAGUUUGCUUGUGUCAACCUGGAUAUUCCGGCGAUCCUUUCACUUUGUGCACAGUAAUUAAAGAACAACCAAAGGUUCCCGAAGAUUUGUGUAAUCCGUCACCAUGUGGGCCUAAUGCGGAAUGCAACGAAGGUAUAUGCAGGUGUUUGUCUAAUUACUUCGGAGAUCCGUACUCGUAUUGCCGGCCGGAAUGCACAAUGAACUCAGAUUGUCCUCGCGUCAAAACUUGCAUCAAUCAAAACUGCGUGGAUCCUUGCUCAGGCACAUGCGGUCGUGAUGCACGUUGCGACGUUGUUAAUCACGUCCCAAUGUGCAGCUGUCCGCCUGGUUACACCGGAAAUCCGUUCCUUCUAUGUCGACCACAUAUACCGGAUGACACCAUUAAGCAGCCUUGCACACCUUCGCCUUGUGGACCAAACAGCAUCUGCAAAGUCGUGAGUGAUCAUGCUGUGUGUUCGUGUCAGCCUGGUUUAAUUGGCAGUCCACCCGCCUGCAAACCAGAAUGCGUCGUCAGCGCGGACUGUCCAUUGACACAAGCGUGUCUAAAUAAUAAAUGCCAAGAUCCGUGCCCAGGCACGUGUGGACAGAAUACAAACUGUCAAGUGGUUAAUCAUAAUCCAAUAUGCAGUUGCUCCGAAUCUUUCACAGGCGAUCCCUUCACCAUAUGUUAUCCGCAACCAAAAACACCAUCUGUGCCGAUAAACCCGUGUCUGCCAUCGCCUUGCGGUCCAAACGCGGAGUGUCAAGUCAGGGGUGACAGUCCUGCGUGUUCGUGUAUCGAAAAUUACGUCGGUUUGCCGCCGAAUUGUCGACCGGAGUGCACAAUCAAUCCUGAGUGUCCGCCGCAGUUAGCGUGUAUGCAACAGAAGUGUCGCGAUCCGUGUGUCGGUCUGUGCGGUCUGAACGCUCAAUGCUCGGUAGUGAAUCACCAUGCGGUUUGUGCGUGCAUCGGCGGAUACACCGGAAAUCCAUUCAGCGCUUGCGAACGAGUACCUGAGGAUACGUUCCUAGACAUUAGAAAACCGUGCGAGCCUUCCCCUUGCGGCCUCAAUGCCGUCUGCCGCGAGAACAACGGCGUUGGCUCGUGCACCUGUCUGCCGGACUAUCUAGGUGACCCCUACGAAGAAUGCAGACCCGAGUGCACGCAAAAUUCUGACUGUUUGACAAGAAUGGCGUGCGUGAGCCUGAAAUGCAGAGACCCUUGCCCAGGAACAUGCGGAGUGAAUGCCCAAUGUCAAUCGGUUAAUCAUCUGCCGAUCUGUACUUGCAUCCCCGGCUAUACCGGCAACCCUUUCACCCUCUGUUCCCUGAUAGUUGAAACCUUCCUGCCAGAAACAAAUCCGUGCAGCCCAUCCCCCUGUGGACCAAAUAGUAAAUGCCAAGAUGUAAAUGGCCUUGCCGUUUGCACUUGUCUCCCGAAUUUUAUUGGCAGCCCUCCCAACUGUCGAGCCGAAUGCGUUGUGAACAGCCAAUGCUCCCCGGAUCUUGCUUGCAUCAAUCAGAAGUGUAUGUCGCUCUGCCCGGACCCGUGUGGAAUAAACACACAAUGCAAAGUGAUCAAUCACAGCCCUAUCUGCGUCUGCAAUCUCGAUUAUACCGGGGACCCCUUUACAAGAUGUUUCCCCGCCCCACAACCGCUAGAUUUUCCCGUAGCCCCCAAAGAUCCCUGCUUGCCGUCCCCGUGCGGCGUAUACGCGGAGUGCAGGAACAUCGGUGGCACACCGUCGUGUUCUUGUCUGCCGACCUACAGAGGAUCACCGCCGAAUUGUCGCCCCGAAUGCCGCGUGAAUUCCGAAUGCCCGAUGAAUCUCGCCUGCAGCAAUGAAAGAUGCAGGGAUCCCUGCUUAGGUUCCUGCAGCAUUACUUCAUUGUGCGCAGUCUAUAAUCACGUACCCGUGUGCACCUGUCCCGAGGGAUACACCGGUGACCCUUUCAGUAAUUGUUAUCCCAGACCGACAACGGCACCUGCAGUUAUCGACCCUUGCAAUUUGAAUCCCUGUGGACCGAAUGCACGAUGCAACAAUGGCAUCUGCAUAUGUCUGCCUGAAUACCAGGGUGAUCCAUAUGUGGGUUGCCGUCCCGAGUGUGUCAUGAAUACCGAUUGCGCCCACGAUCGUGCGUGCGUGCGUAACAAAUGUGUGGAUCCCUGCCCGGGCACGUGCGGUCGAAAUGCAUUGUGCUCCGUAUAUAAUCAUGUGCCUAUAUGCACCUGUCCGACCGGAAUGAUCGGCAAUGCCUUCGUUCAAUGUUCCAUAGUCGAAGAUACCCCGAAAGGAGAUCCCUGCUCACCCUCGCCCUGCGGACCCAACAGCGUUUGCCGAGAGAACAACGGGCAACCUGUAUGCUCGUGUGUGGCGGGAUUCCUUGGCGUACCGCCAGCAUGCAGGCCGGAAUGCACUGUCAGUUCCGAGUGUCUUCUGACAGAAGCGUGUAGCAAUCAGAAAUGCAUAAAUCCUUGUCUCGGUGCAUGCGGAAUUCAAGCCACAUGCCAAGUGAUUAAUCAUAAUCCCAUAUGUAGCUGCGGAGAACUCACCGGAGACCCGUUUAUUCGAUGUAUCCCACGACCACCCGAACCUGUGUUGCAAACAGACCCCUGUGUGCCAUCUCCUUGUGGAGCGAACGCUGAGUGUCGAGUUAUCGGCGAUGCUCCCUCGUGCUCGUGUUUAGCUGGAUUUUUGGGUUUACCACCGUAUUGUAAACCAGAAUGCAUUAGCAACAGUGAAUGUCCUGCUCAUUUAGCAUGCAUGAAUCAGAAGUGUAGGGAUCCUUGCGAAGGUUCCUGUGGGGCCAACGCCGAGUGUCGUGUAGUAAGCCACACGCCCAUGUGCGUUUGUCCUAACGAUUUUACCGGUGAUCCAUUUACGCAAUGUAUACUGAAACCACCCACACCAGUCCCAUUGUCGCCCUGUAAACCAUCACCUUGUGGCUUUAAUGCCGUUUGCAAGGAACAGUUUGGUGCUGGAUCCUGUUCUUGCUUACCAGAUUAUGUCGGCAAUCCUUACGAAGGAUGUCGACCGGAAUGCGUAGUUGAUACGGAUUGCAUAUCUAUUCUUGCUUGCGUACAAUCAAAGUGCAGAGACCCAUGUCUCGGUGUCUGCGGACAAUUCGCCGAAUGUCAAGUUAUUAAUCAUCGACCAACUUGUACAUGUAUUUCCGGUUACAGCGGCAACCCAUUCCAAUACUGCACUGUGAUGCGCGAUAUCGUCGAUAUUCCGAGGGAUGUUUGUAAUCCAUCACCUUGCGGACCCAACAGCCAAUGUCGUGAUAAUAAUAAUCAAGCAGUUUGUUCUUGCCUACCGAAUUUCAUCGGUAGUCCACCCGCAUGUCGCCCUGAAUGCGUGACAAGCUCAGAUUGUCCCCUCAAUCUUGCUUGCUUGAAUCAAAAGUGUCAAGAUCCCUGUCCAGGCUCCUGCGGUAGAAAUUCGAAUUGCAGAGUUAUCAAACACAAUCCAAUUUGUUCCUGUAGAAACGGCUUUACCGGCGAUCCAUUUACCGUUUGCUUCCAGACACCUGUGAGUCCGCCCGUCGUAAGUGACAUUACGAGAGACCCGUGCGUACCGUCACCUUGUGGCGCGUUUUCCGAAUGUCGCGAUAUAGGAGGAGUGCCAUCGUGUUCUUGUUUACCAAUGUACAGAGGCAGUCCGCCAAAUUGUAAACCAGAAUGUACAAUCAAUGCAGAGUGUCCAGCUAAUAUGGCUUGCAUGCAACAAAAAUGUAGAGAUCCCUGUCCAGGCUCAUGCGGCAUUAUGGCCGAAUGCAGUGUCGUAAAUCACGUGCCAAUUUGUUCGUGUUUGCCCGAUUACACCGGCGACCCUUUCAUCGGAUGUUCCAUAAAGCCACUCGUUGUUGCUUCCUCCAAACCGGAUCUAUGCACGCCUUCACCUUGCGGACCCAAUACGCAAUGCAACGGAGGAAUUUGCGUUUGCAUAGCAGAAUAUUUCGGGGAUCCUUACAGCGGUUGUCGGCCGGAAUGCGUAUUGAAUAACGAUUGCCCGAACACGCAGGCUUGCGUGCGAAAUAAAUGUGUGGAUCCUUGUCCAGGUGUUUGCGGCCAAAAUGCCGUGUGCAAUGUGUACAAUCAUGUUCCCAUGUGUAGUUGUCUCUCGGGAAUGGAUGGAAAUGCUUUCGUCUUGUGUUCUCCCGUGCCAGCACCACCCAUUAGCAACCCAUGUAAUCCGUCUCCGUGUGGUCCGAACAGUCAAUGCCGACAAAAUAAUAUGCAGGCUGUAUGUAGUUGCAUAAGUGGAUUUGUCGGCGCGCCACCGACUUGCAGACCCGAAUGUGUAAUUAGCUCAGAUUGCCCGAAGAACGAGGCGUGCACCAAUCAAAAAUGUCGGGAUCCUUGUCCGGGAAGUUGCGGGCGCAACACAAUAUGCAACGUCAUUAAUCACAAUCCUGUCUGCGUCUGCCGUUCCGGAAUGACCGGAGAUCCGUUUAUUAAUUGCUUCCCUCUUCCUGAGGAACCGGUACCUGUGCUUAAUCCCUGUCAACCAUCACCGUGUGGACCAAACGCGCAAUGCCAAGUGAUCAAUGAUCAACCCUCUUGCUCAUGCUUGCAAGAAUUUAUCGGAUCACCUCCAAAUUGCCGAUACGAGUGUAUCAGUAAUAGCGAGUGCUCGAACAAAAUGGCCUGCAUCAACCAAAAAUGUCGCGAUCCGUGCAUCAACGCAUGCGGCAUCAAUGCCGUUUGUAAUGUUGUUAGCCACACGCCGAUGUGCGCUUGCACCCCCGGUUAUACUGGCGAUCCGUUUACACAGUGUUCUCCUCAACAAUUCGAUAUACAACCUAGCAUAUCCACGCCGUGCACACCAUCUCCGUGUGGUGCAAAUGCAGUAUGCAGAGUUCAGCAAAACGUUGGUUCUUGUUCAUGCUCCUCCGAUUAUAUCGGCAACCCUUACGAAGGGUGCAGACCCGAGUGUACGCUCAAUUCCGAUUGUCCGUCCAAUCAGGCGUGUAUCGGUUUGAAAUGCAAAGAUCCGUGUCCAGGAACGUGCGGUCAAAACUCUCAGUGCUACGUGAUUAAUCACGCGCCAACUUGCACUUGCUUCGAGCGGUACACGGGAAAUCCAUUCAUAUUCUGCAGCCUUAUCAUCGAAGCUCCGGUUGUAGCAGAUAAUGUCAAUCCUUGUCAACCAUCCCCCUGCGGACCGUACAGUCAAUGCAGAGCAAGCAACGGCCAAGCUGUUUGCUCUUGCCUGCCUACUUAUAUCGGCGCACCGCCCGGUUGUAGACCCGAAUGCACAGUUAGCACGGAUUGCGCGACGAAUCGCGCUUGUGAGAAUAACAAGUGUGUCGAUCCUUGCCCCAAUUCGUGCGGUCAGGGCACAACAUGUAGAGUCGUGAAUCAUAGUCCAAUAUGCAUGUGCAAACCUGGAUUUAGCGGUGAUCCAUUCGUACGCUGCUUAUUCGCACCACCUACAUCGAGUUACUUACCGAGCCUGCCCUCGGAUCCUUGCAUACCCUCUCCGUGCGGACCUAACUCACAAUGCCGCAAUAUCAAUGGUUACCCAUCUUGUUCCUGUAUGAUUAAUUACGUUAGUACACCGCCAAAUUGUCGUCCCGAGUGCGUUAUUCCUGCCGACUGCCCGAGCAAUCAGGCUUGCAUUCGCGAAAGAUGCCAAGAUCCGUGUCCAGGUUCUUGCGGCCUGAAUGCCGAUUGUACUGUUCACAACCACAUUCCAAUCUGUAGAUGUAUAGAAAGUUAUACCGGCGAUCCGUUUAUCGGUUGUCAACCUGUGCCAAUCUACAACGAGCCAACGCAGCCAACUGAUCCAUGCAGUAGAUCACCUUGUGGACCAAACGCUCAAUGCAACAAUGGCAUUUGUAUUUGUUUACCUGAAAACUUUGGCGACCCAUACAUUGGCUGUCGACCAGAAUGCGUACUCAGUACAGACUGCUCAACCGACAGGGCUUGUAUACGAAACAAAUGUGUCGAUCCUUGUCCAGGUACUUGUGGACAAAAUAGUUUAUGCAACGUGAUAAAUCACACACCAAUGUGCAGUUGUCCCCCUGGUACUGUUGGAAACGCGUUCAUUUCCUGCGAUAUAAUGAGAGUUCCGCCCGUAACAAGACCGUGCAGCCCGAAUCCCUGCGGUCCAAACAGCAUAUGUCGAGAAUUAAAUGGACAAGCUGUGUGCACUUGUGCGCCAGAAUUCCUUGGAUCGCCGCCUCUUUGCCGACCCGAAUGUACUAUUAGUUCGGACUGUCGGCCGAAUGAAGCUUGCGCUAAUCAGAAAUGUAGAGAUCCGUGUCCCGGUACGUGCGGCAUCCAAGCAAGAUGCGUAGUCGUCAAUCACAACCCUGUCUGCUCGUGCCCCGAGCGCUAUACAGGCGAUCCGUUCAUCAGAUGCGAUGUUAUGAAACCAGUAGCACCCGUAGUGAUAAACCCUUGUCAGCCUUCACCCUGUGGUCCGUACGCUCAGUGCCAGGUCGUUAACGAUUUGCCAUCCUGCUCGUGCCUACCCGAAUACAGAGGCUCGCCCCCGUAUUGUCGACCCGAAUGUAUUUCCAAUCCCGAGUGUCCCAGCCAUCAAAGUUGUGUGCGGCAAAAGUGCAGGGACCCCUGCCCAGGUCUAUGCGGAGAGAAUGCCGAGUGCCAUGUGGUACAACACGUGCCUCAUUGCGUCUGUUCCUAUGGUCUCACCGGUGAUCCGUACACGCGCUGCUCCGCGAUACCACGCCCAACAGAACUGGAACCAGAACCGUCGCCCUGCGCAAUCUUCGAAUGCGGCGCGAAUGCGAUAUGUAGAGAGCGAGACAAUGUCGCAAUUUGUCAGUGUGUCACUAGCUAUGUCGGCAAUCCGUACUUAGCAUGCCGACCCGAAUGCGUCAUUAAUCCCGACUGUCCAUCCAAUUUGAUGUGCGUGAGAAACAAGUGCGCUAAUCCCUGCGCCGGCAUGUGCGGCCGAAAUGCUGAAUGUUCGGUUGUCAAUCAUCAACCGAUGUGCACAUGUCUCCCCGGAUAUACCGGAGAUCCCUUCAUUACUUGUUCUGUAGAUAAAAUAAUCUCAGACGAGAACGUUUGUGCCCCAUCACCCUGUGGACCCAACAGCAAAUGCAAAGAAGUGUCCGGACAGGCUGUCUGUUCAUGCCUCCCGACGUACGUUGGAACCCCACCUGCAUGUAGACCUGAAUGUGUCGCUAGCUCAGAGUGUUCCCCGCAAUUAGUGUGCAAGGACUACAAAUGCGUGAACCCCUGCCCAAGCCCAUGCGGACUCAAUACCAAUUGCGUGGUCGUUAAUCACAGCCCCAUCUGCAGUUGUAUGUCCGGUUACAGCGGAGAUCCGUUCACCAUAUGCUCGUUAAUUCCACCUGUAACACCACCGCUAGUACAGAAAGACCCUUGUGUGCCAUCCCCGUGCGGUAGUUUCUCCCAAUGCAGAAAUAUCGGUGGCUCUCCCGCGUGUACCUGCCUGGAAAAUUACAUGGGUCAGCCACCUAAUUGCAGACCCGAAUGUACCAUACACUCGGAAUGCUCAAGUGAUAAAGCCUGCAUCAACAUGAAGUGUGUGGAUCCAUGUCCCGGCUCGUGCGGCACCAAUGCCCUAUGUUCGGUCAUUAAUCACAUUCCUACGUGCAGAUGCCCCGAGGGCUACACUGGAAAUACGUUUGUCCUUUGCGAGAUAUUACCAGCAACACCGAUUCCAUCCCCGGUCGAAGAUGCCUGCGUCCCAUCACCCUGUGGCCCUAACGCACAAUGUUUCGAUGGUAUCUGUACUUGCCUACCGGAGUUCCGAGGAGAUCCGAAUGUAGGUUGCCGACCGGAAUGCGUCCUAAACGCGGAUUGUCCUCGCGAUAGAGCGUGCAUACGUAACAAAUGCCUGGACCCAUGCCCCGGAGCUUGCGCCGUUAACGCGUUAUGCACCGUGAUCGGUCACGUUCCCAUGUGCAGUUGCCCUGGAAAUAUGACCGGCAACGCAUUCAGCCAAUGCACGCCUCUACAAGACAUGCCACCCGCUAAUCCAUGCGCCCCUUCACCCUGUGGACCGAACAGCGAAUGCCGCGUUAUAAAUAACCAGGCAGUUUGCUCCUGUAUAAGAGGAUACAUAGGUAGCCCUCCGACCUGCAGACCCGAGUGCAUAGUCAGCACGGAUUGCCCCCAGAAUGAGGCUUGUAGCAACCAGAAGUGUACGAACCCUUGUCCUGGAAGUUGCGGAUUAGGCGCAUCCUGUCAAGUAGUGAAUCAUAAUCCGAUUUGCGUUUGUCCACCCUCUCAAACAGGCGAUCCUUUUGUUAGAUGUUAUUUAUCACCACCACAAGUACCUGUGUUACCCCCUACGCCAUGCAAGCCAAACCCGUGCGGCCCCAACUCGCAAUGCCAACCGCGCGGCGAUGAGUCUCUGUGCACGUGUUUACCCGAUUUCAUCGGCAGUCCGCCUAACUGCAGAGCGGAGUGCGUCAGUAACAGUGAAUGUUCCAAUCAUUUAGCCUGUAUUAACAAGAAAUGUCAGGAUCCGUGCGUUGGCUCCUGCGGUGCAAACGCUAAUUGUCACGUUGUCAGUCACACCCCGAUGUGUUCUUGCGUGAACGGUUACACCGGUGAUCCAUUCACGCAAUGCAUCUUGAGAGAACCCACACCGUUGCCGCCUGCACCUGUUGAUCCUUGCACUCCCUCCCCUUGCGGCUCCAAUGCAGUGUGCAAGGAAUUCAAUGGUGCCGGUUCGUGUACGUGCUUGCCGAAUUACACCGGAAAUCCGUACGAAGGAUGCAGGCCGGAGUGUAUCCUAAAUUCGGACUGCCCCGCCAAUCUAGCUUGUAUAAAUACGAAAUGUAGAGACCCGUGCCCGGGAUCGUGCGGGCGCAAUGCGUUAUGUCAGGUGGUUAAUCAUUUACCGGUAUGCAACUGUUAUCCCAGAUACACCGGCGACGCCUUUUCAUAUUGCACUCUGGUAGAAAUAGGAGAUAGUGUCGUCAGUAAUCCUUGCCAACCAUCACCAUGUGGACCCAACAGUUUAUGUCGUGUUGUGGAUAACACGAGCGUCUGCACUUGCUUACCCGACUUCCAGUGGGUAGCCAGCCCACCAAACUGUCGCCCUGAGUGCACUGUUAGUGCCGAAUGCGCUUUUAAUCUGGCGUGCAUCUCGCAUAAAUGUAGCAAUCCUUGUCGUGCAUUGUGCGGUUCUAACGCGAGAUGCGAAACAAUCAAUCAUAAUCCCAUAUGCUCGUGCCCAUCUGGUUUUACUGGCGAUCCAUUCGUUGCCUGCUUCCAAAUGCCACCUAAAGAUGAAGAACUUCGUCCACUUGUAAAUCCUUGCGCACCUUCACCCUGCGGACCUUAUUCGGAAUGCCGUGACAUUAACGGCCAAGCAUCCUGCGCUUGUUUGUCAACAUAUAUAGGAACACCACCCAAUUGUAGGCCCGAAUGUUCAGUUAAUCCAGAAUGCCCGACUAAUCAGGCGUGUAUUCAGAGAAAAUGUCGAAAUCCUUGCGAUGGAGUAUGUGGAGUAGGAGCAAUUUGUAAUGUUAUUCGUCAUACACCUACAUGUUCUUGUUCCAAUGGGUUCACUGGGGAUCCAUUUAUAGUGUGUAGACCAAUUCCCGAGGAAGAUAUAGCACCUAAACCAACGGAUCCAUGCUUAAAUUGCGGCGCGAAUACGCAAUGCUUUAACGGUGUGUGCAGUUGCCUUCCCGAAUAUCAAGGGAAUCCAAACUUCGGAUGUCGUCCUGAAUGUAUCUUAAAUUCGGAUUGUUCGAGAGACCGGGCUUGCAUUAAGAACAAAUGUCGAGAUCCGUGCGGUCUCGGAAUCUGCGGUGUCAAUGCCUUGUGUUCUGUCGUGAAUCACGUACCAGUCUGCACUUGCGCGCAGGGAAUGUCUGGAAAUGCGUUCAUGCAAUGUUCUCCAAUAGAUGACGCGAUACCAAAAGACCCAUGUAACCCGACACCCUGUGGACCGAACAGUCAGUGUCGAAGGAUAAGGGAUCAAGCUGUCUGCUCGUGUCUCCCUGGAUACUUGGACGCACCACCUAAUUGCCGAGCCGAAUGCAUUAUUAGUUCCGACUGUCUCGCCAAUAUGGCUUGCAAUAAUCAAAAAUGCAUAAACCCCUGUCCCGGAACGUGCGGCAUUAGAGCCCAAUGUACCGUAGUUAAUCACAAUCCGAUUUGUUCUUGUCUCUCCGAGUUGACCGGCGACCCCUUCACUCAGUGUGUCCCAAGACCGAUAGAACCUCCAACGCCCGUUAAUCCUUGCGUUCCAUCUCCGUGUGGACUUAACAGCAAAUGCGAAGUUGCAAACAACGCAUAUUCAUGCUCUUGCUUGCCGGAGUUUGUUGGCGAUCCGCCGAAUUGUAGACCCGAAUGCGUUAGCAAUAGCGAGUGUCCCACGCAACUAGCGUGCAUCAAUCAGAAGUGUCGCGAUCCAUGUCCGGGCUCCUGUGGUAUUAAUUCUGAUUGCCGAGUAAUAAGUCACACGCCUAUGUGCGUUUGCCUUGUCGGAUUCGAAGGGGAUCCGUUUGUAUUAUGCAACCCCAAACAAAACGAUGUUAUAAGUGCUGUAAAACCAACCCCUUGCAUUCCAUCGCCGUGCGGUUUUAAUGCGGUGUGCCGCGAAUCGAAUGGUAUCGGUUCUUGCACAUGUCUACGAGAUUACACAGGCAAUCCAUACGAUGGCUGUCGACCCGAGUGCACGAUAAAUUCCGAUUGCACCGCGGAUCGGGCGUGCGUCGGAUCGAAAUGUCAGAAUCCUUGUCCAGGUUUCUGCGGGUAUAAUGCGAUUUGCCAAGUGGUAAAUCACGCGCCGUUGUGCACAUGUCAACCUGGAUACAGCGGCAACCCGUUCGUCUCUUGUAAUAGAAUUGUGCAAGAUACGACGUUAGAACGUGAUCCAUGCAGUUCUUCUCCCUGUGGACUUAAUAGUCAGUGUCGCGAAUUAAACGGUCAAGCGGUGUGCUCUUGUUUACCCACAUUUAUCGGAACUCCGCCGAGCUGUCGCGCGGAAUGCACUGUCAGCUCCGACUGUCCCGUAAAUCGUGCGUGCAAGAACCGUAAAUGCGUUGAUCCAUGCCCCGGGAUCUGUGGCAUCAACGCGAGAUGCGAAGUAAUUAAUCAUAGCCCGAUUUGCAGUUGUAAUCAAGGUUUUACCGGCGAUCCCUUUGUAACGUGCUUCCAAACGCAAAUAGACAAAGACACACCUCAAAUGCCAGAAAAUCCGUGCGUUCCAUCCCCCUGCGGUCCAUUUGCCACUUGCCGCGAUAGCGGCUACGCGGGCGUGCCGACGUGCACGUGUCUGGAAAAUUACAUUGGUAGCCCCCCGAACUGCCGACCAGAAUGUACCGUAGAUUCUGAGUGCAGCAGUAAUCAAGCUUGUUUGAGACAAAAAUGCAGAGACCCAUGCCUGGGCUCGUGUGGUAUCGGUGCCCAAUGCCUCGUGGUUAAUCACAUGGCCGUUUGUCUUUGUCCAAAGGGUUACACCGGGGAUGCGUUUGCCAAUUGCUUCCCGGAACCUCCUCCUGCACCUGUACUACAAGAUCCUUGUAAUCCAUCCCCGUGCGGAGCCAACGCGAUAUGUCGCGACGGCGUCUGUACCUGUCUGCCUGAGUAUCGAGGUGAUCCUUACACUGCGUGUCGACCCGAAUGCGUACAAAAUCCGGACUGCCCAUUAGACAAGGCGUGCGUUCGUAAUAAGUGCUUCGACCCGUGCAUUGGAGUUUGCGGGCAAAACGCAAAGUGCACAGUCAUAAAUCACACUCCAAUGUGCGCUUGCCCAGACGGAAUGUCUGGCAAUGCGUUUGCGGCGUGUUAUCCGGUCAUUCAAGAUGUCGUUGAGAACCCAUGUAAUCCGUCGCCCUGCGGCCCGAACAGUCGAUGCCAGAGCUUUAAUAAUCAAGCAGUAUGUACGUGUAUACCUGGAUUCAUAGGAAAUCCGCCAGUCUGCCGACCCGAGUGCAUAGUUAAUACCGAUUGCGCAUUGAAUGAGGCUUGCAUCAAUAUGAAAUGUGGCAAUCCUUGUUUGGGUGCGUGCGGUAUAUCCGCUCGUUGCCAGGUGUUAAAUCAUAAUCCAAUCUGUACCUGUCCUCCUGUGUUCACCGGCGAUCCGUUUAUACGUUGCAUACCAAGACCGGAGGAUGUUCCAAGACCGAUAAACCCGUGCCAACCGUCGCCUUGCGGUCCUAACUCUCAAUGCCAAGUCAUCAAUGAUACACCGUCCUGCUCUUGCAUGGCAGAGUUCAUUGGAACGCCACCGAACUGUAGACCGGAGUGCAUUAGUAAUAGUGAAUGUCCGAGCCAAAUGGCGUGUAUUAAUCGCAAAUGUAGAGACCCGUGUCCUGGAUCUUGUCAUCCUCUGGCUAAUUGCUAUGUCGUUAAUCAUGUGCCCACUUGCACGUGUCGCAUCGGUUACACAGGCGAUCCAUUUGUUCAAUGCACGAUCAUGCCUAGCGAACCACCGGCACCGAGACAACCUUGUCAACCAUCGCCUUGUGGGACAAAUGCCGUAUGUAGAGAACAAAACGGCGUUGGUUCUUGUACAUGCUUGCCUGAAUACAUUGGAAAUCCCUACGAAGGAUGCCGCCCCGAAUGUACCAUUUCGUCAGACUGCCCCGCGCAUUUAGCUUGCAUCGGAUCAAAAUGUCAGAACCCAUGCCCCGGUUCAUGCGGCACCAAUACCAAUUGCCAAGUUGUCAACAAUGUCCCCGUUUGCACUUGUAUCCCUGGUUACACCGGCAACCCAUAUAUAAACUGCGUUUAUCAGACUCUCAGCAUUCCCGAUGAGAAGCGUGAACCAUGCAAGCCUUCCCCUUGUGGCCCCAACAGUCAAUGCGCCGAUAAUAACGGUCAAGCUGUUUGCUCCUGCUUGCCCCAGUUUAUCGGAACUCCGCCAAAUUGUAGACCGGAAUGCUUAGUAAAUUCGGAGUGCGGAUCGAACCGAGCAUGUGUGAAUCAAAAAUGUGUAGAUCCGUGCAUCGGCACCUGUGGUCGCGAUGCUCAAUGCAAGGUCAUACAUCACAGCCCGAUUUGUGUCUGCGCAAGCGGCUUUACGGGCGAUCCGUUCAUCUAUUGCUUUGCAGCACCAAUUCCGAAACCAGAAGACCAAUAUCCGAAGGACCCAUGCUUGCCCUCACCUUGUGGCCCCAACGCCUUAUGCAGAGCCAUUGGUGACGCCCCAGCGUGCAGCUGCAUGCAGAAUUACAUAGGUGUUCCACCUAAUUGUCGACCCGAGUGUUCGAUAAAUUCGGAUUGUCCCGCUAAUAGAGCUUGCAUCAGAGAAAAAUGUAGAGAUCCUUGUCCAGGAUCGUGUGGCCUUUUGGCGCGUUGUUCGGUGAUUAAUCAUACGCCAUCCUGUGUAUGUCCUGAAGGAUAUACCGGUGAUCCUUUCGUCAGUUGCAACGUCUUACCUCAGAUACCUCUACCUCCCCCCGACCGAUGCAACCCGUCACCGUGCGGUCAGAACGCUCAAUGCAACAACGGAGUUUGCACAUGCAUACCCGAAUACUUUGGAGACCCGUAUGCCGGCUGUCGACCGGAAUGUGUGAUUAACACCGAUUGUCCUCGCGAUAGGGCAUGCAUGCUCCAUAAAUGUCGUGAUCCGUGCGCCGGAACAUGCGGCGUUAACGCGGAAUGCAUCGUUGUUAAUCACUUGCCUAUGUGCAGCUGUCCAAGAAAUAUGACCGGUAGCGCAUUUGUUUCGUGUACACCUCUUCAAGAUUCGAUCAUCGUGGAACAACCAUGCAGUCCAUCCCCAUGUGGUCCAAAUAGCCACUGUCGUGCGUCAAAUGGCCAGGCGAUUUGCGCGUGCAUCGCCGGAUUUAGAGGCGCCCCACCAUCCUGUAGACCGGAAUGUCUCGUAAGCACCGAUUGCGCUCGCAACAGAGCCUGCAGCAAUCAAAAGUGCAUCGAUCCGUGCCUCGGUGCAUGUGGAUUAACCGCGCAAUGUACCGUCGUGAAUCACAAUCCCAUAUGCAGCUGCCCGCCUUUGUACACGGGAGAUCCAUUCGUUCAAUGCGUUCGGCAACCGGAAGAACCACAGCCACCGAUAGAUCCCUGUCAACCUUCACCUUGUGGCCCGAACGCGAUAUGUCGAAUUCUCAAUGGCGCCCCAUCGUGCUCGUGCUCGCCUCAGUUUAUCGGCACUCCGCCCAGAUGUAGACCGGAAUGUAUCAGUAACAGCGAAUGCCCCAGUCAGCAAGCUUGCAUUAAUCAGAAAUGCCGUGAUCCUUGCCCGGGAUCGUGCGGUAGAAAUGCUGAAUGUAGAACUGUCAGUCAUACCCCGAUGUGCGUUUGCGCCGGUGACUUUACCGGUGAUCCAUUCAUCCAGUGUAAUCCCCGGCCGAUCGACACACCGCUUGUUCCACUAAAUCCGUGCCAACCGUCGCCAUGUGGUGCGAAUGCUAUGUGCCGUGAAAUUUCUGGCUCGGCCUCCUGCACUUGCCUACCCGAUUUUUACGGAAAUCCGUACGAGGGUUGUAGACCUGAGUGCGUAAUUAACUCCGACUGUACCUCCAAUCGAGCUUGCAUAAGGAAUAGAUGUCAAGACCCUUGCCCAGGAACAUGUGGUGUCAAUGCGAUUUGCGAAGUCAUCAAUCACAUACCGGCAUGCAGCUGUCAACUGAGAUAUACCGGAGACCCAUUCAGAUACUGCGAGCUUAUGCAAGAAACUCCUCCUGUAGGCGACCCUUGUCAGCCAUCACCGUGCGGUCCGAAUAGUCGAUGCCUCAAUGUAAACGGAAAAGCCAGCUGUUCGUGUCUCCCCACCUACCAAGGAACUCCUCCCGACUGCAGACCCGAGUGUAUCGUUAGCACAGAAUGCCCUAUGAAUCGCGCGUGUGUCAAUCAGAAAUGCGUUGAUCCGUGUCCAGGUGUAUGUGGUAUCAACGCAAAGUGCGACACCCUGUCCCACAGCCCAUUCUGCAGUUGCGGACCCGGUCAGAUUGGAGAUCCCUUCGUCAAGUGUUUCGACAUGCCCUUAAUGCCUACACCAACGCUACAAGUAAAUCCCUGCGUCCCAUCGUCCUGCGGCCCGUUCUCCACGUGUCAAGACAGAGGAGGCUAUCCGUCUUGCACGUGCAUGCCCAAUUACAUUGGCUCGCCACCUUACUGCCGCGCCGAAUGUACAAUCAACUCUGAUUGCACCAGCAAUAAAGCCUGCAUCAGAGAAAAAUGCGGAGACCCCUGUCCUGGAUCUUGCGGUUUUAAUGCCUUAUGCACUGUAAUCAACCAUACCCCGGCUUGCACGUGUCCCGAUGGAUACACGGGUGAUCCCUUCAACAAUUGUUACCUGGCGCCCAUGCAAAUUCCUACCGUAACGUCAGACCCAUGUAACCCGUCGCCAUGCGGGCUCAAUGCCGAGUGUCGUAACGGAAUCUGCACUUGCGUACCUGAAUAUCGUGGCGAUCCGUAUCGAGAAUGUCGGCCGGAGUGCGUGCAGAAUUCCGACUGUCCAUUUAAUAGAGCUUGCGCGAAUAACAAGUGCGUGGAUCCCUGCAUUGGAAUUUGCGGCCAGAAUGCGGAAUGCGCGGUUAUCAAUCAUGUAUCCACUUGUAGCUGCGUCAAGGAUCACGAAGGCGAUCCGUUUACCCUUUGUAGACGCGUGCAACCACGCGUCAAACCUUGCGAGCCUUCCCCCUGCGGACCCAACAGCGUUUGCCGUGAAUUCGGCAAUCAAGCCUCCUGUUCUUGCUUACCUGGUUACUUCGGAAUCCCGCCAAGCUGCAGACCCGAGUGUCUCGUUAGCACCGAUUGCGAACAGAGCAAGGCUUGCGUGAACAUGAAAUGCCGCAAUCCCUGUGAAAAUGCUUGCGGCCAGAAUGCUCUAUGCGUUGUGCGAAAUCAUAAUCCAAUUUGCAGGUGCCCCGUUCAGCAUUCCGGUGACCCGUUUGUCAACUGUUUCCCCAUAACAACACCGGACGUAGAACCCAUCAAGGACCCGUGUUACCCCUCACCGUGUGGAUUGAACUCGCAGUGCGCGGUAUCCGCCGACAAUACACCCUCCUGCUCCUGUUUGCCCACCUUCAUAGGAUCUCCACCCAAUUGUAGACCCGAAUGCCAUGUAAACAGCGAAUGUCCCACCAAUCGAGCAUGCAUUAAGCAGAAAUGUACCGACCCGUGCGUUGGAUCGUGCGGAUUCAAUGCACUAUGCCAAGUCACUUUGCACCAAGCUCGAUGCACCUGUCCCGAACCAUACACUGGAGACCCAUUCACAGUUUGCUCUGAGAUAAUAUCAACUCCAGCACCGCCAGUACCGUCUAGACCGUGCAGUCCUUCACCGUGUGGAAUAAACACGUAUUGCCACGAGAGAUUCGACACGGCCAUUUGCGAGUGCGUACCGAACUACAGAGGCAAUCCGUACCAAGGCUGUCAACCCGAGUGCCUAAUGAAUACCGAUUGCCCGAAAUCGCAAGCGUGCAUAAAGACGAGAUGUCAAGAUCCUUGCCCUGGUACUUGCGGCGUUGGUGCGAUCUGCACCGUAUCCAAUCACGUCCCCAUUUGCUCGUGCCCGUUGCCGACGAUCGGAGACGCUUUCACGCUAUGCCAAGUCCCUGUGGAAGAUACUAAAGAAACAGAUCCAUGCUAUCCAUCACCGUGCGGACCGAAUACUGUCUGCGAGAAAGUUGGCAAUACAGCAAUUUGUAAAUGUUUGCCUGGGCUGCAAGGUGUUCCAACGAGUGUAACUGGUUGUCAUCCGGAAUGCGUUCUCAGCUCGGAUUGUCCGGGCGACAAAGCUUGCAUACAGAGUAAAUGCAAAGAUCCCUGCUCUCAGAAUGUAUGCGGCAGCAAGGCAGUGUGUAAGACGAUCAAUCACAGCCCACUUUGCAGCUGCCCGUCUCCGUUGAUCGGCAAUCCCUUCGAGGAAUGUUAUACAAAGAUCGAAACCAAUCCUUGCAGUCUAUCGCCUUGCAAUUAUAACGGCGAGUGCAGAGUGAGAAAUGGCGUCGCGAUUUGCAUCUAUCCUGAGUGCGUUAUUAACUCAGACUGUUCGCGUGAUAAAGCCUGCUUCUCACAAAAAUGCAGAGAUCCCUGCAUCGGCGCGUGCGGCAUCAAUUCUAUCUGUCAGACCGUUAAUCACAAACCAAUUUGUUCCUGCCCCGUUGGAUUCACGGGCAAUGCGCGAGUUCAGUGCACAAUUCCAGCCCUUGAAGAACCAAUCCCAGAAUGCACACAAAAUUCCGAGUGCUCGAACGACAAGACUUGCUUCAAUCAAAAGUGCGUUGACCCGUGUACUCUCGAUUCUUGUGGCCUUAAUAGUCGCUGCCAUGUACAAAUGCACAGAGCUAUAUGUGUCUGCAAUGAUGGCUACACGGGAUAUCCUCAGCAAUAUUGCCAUCAACUCGGUUGUCGCAGCGAUAGCGAAUGCUCAUUGAUUCAAUCUUGUAUUAAUAACGAGUGUAUUGAUACCUGCCUGGUUACACAGUGCGGUGUUAACGCAUUAUGUACCGCAGACGGAUAUCAUAAGACUCGAUGUUAUUGUCCUGAUGGAUAUACGGGUAAUCCUUACCAAAUAUGCGAAAGGCCUGAGUGCACUAGCGACAACGAUUGUGCUUCAUCUUUGGCCUGCCGCAACUUGAGAUGCGUCAAUCCUUGUAACUGUCCACCACCAGCAUUGUGCAAUGUCGCCAAUCAUCGACCAAUAUGUAAAUGUCCACCUGGUUACGUGGGUAAUCCUUAUACUUCGUGUCUCAUGGAUCUGUUAGAACCAGAGGUCGAAUGUCAAGUCGACGCCGAUUGUCCCAGCAAAUUGGCAUGUUUCAAUGGUAUUUGCAAAGAUCCAUGCGCAGAAACGAAACCAUGUAUUGUUAGUGCCAAAUGUAGCGUCGUAGAUACCUUACCGAUGAGAACAAUGAUCUGCGAAUGUCUACCGAACUUUGCUGGCGAUGCCACCGUUGCUUGCGUGCCAGUGGACAAACAAAUCGCAGCGAUAUGCGAGAGUGAUUCGCAAUGUACACCAGACAUGGCCUGUCUAAAUCGUCGGUGCAUCAAUCCGUGCACCGUUAAUCCAUGUGCAGCGAAUGCAGAGUGUCACAUUGAAAAUCAUCGCCGCAUAUGUCAGUGUCCUCACGGAUAUGUCGGCGAUCCGUUCAUAAAUUGCUAUGAAGAAAAUAUAGUUCUUCCGGAAUGCAGAGUAAACACCGAGUGCCCGUCUGACAAAGCGUGCAUAAAUCAACUAUGCCAAGAUCCGUGCUCCAGCAAUCGCUGCGGUUUAAACGCGGAAUGUAUCACAAUCAAUCAUCAUCCUUCUUGUCACUGCCAACACGGUUUAGCCGGUGAUCCGCAAGCUCAAUGCUUCAGACCGGAAUGUAAAACAGACAACGAUUGUCCUUAUGACAAGACCUGCCGGAACGACAACUGCGUCACUCCGUGUCUCAUCGGUGAUGUUGUGUGCGGUCGGGGUGCGGAAUGCACAGCGGUGUCUCACAGAGCUCAAUGCAUUUGUCCGCAAGGUACUCAAGGCGAUCCACGCGUGGCCUGCAUCUCCGCGAUCUGCCAUUAUAAUGAAGAUUGCGCCGAUCACGAGGCUUGCGAUAGACUGAACAGAGUCUGUAGACCGGUUUGCGAUGACGAUGCAUGUGGCGAAGCCGCGAUUUGUGUCGCGCGCGAUCAUCAGCCGAAGUGCACGUGUCCUCCGGGUACUACCGGAAAUCCGUAUAUAACAUGCAUUGGUGAACCUUCCAUUGAGCCGGAAUGCACGCAGGACAGCGAUUGCCCAUUUGAUUUGGCUUGCAUUAACAACAAAUGUCAAGACCCGUGCUUGUCCGCCGGUAUGUGCACCAGUGAACAAGAGUGCAGAGUCCUGAACACGGCACCGCUUCGUACGAUGAUCUGCUUGUGUCCACCGAACACGAUCACCGAUGUUAACGGCCAGUGCAAGCAGAUUGUGUUGGGCGACGUACAAUGUCAUCUUGAUCAAGAUUGCGCCAACCACGAGACGUGUCUGGACGGAAAAUGCGUGGAUGCCUGUUUGACAACUCAGUGCGGUUUUAACGCGCAAUGUAAAUCCACGUCACAUACUGGUAUCUGCUUCUGUUCUCAAGACUUCACCGGCAACGCUUACAUAGAAUGCAUAAGAGUUCCGCUCGCUCCAUUGCCAGGACCUCGACCAGAAUGCUACACGAAUAGCGAAUGUGCGCGCGAUAGGCAAUGCAUAAAUUCACUCUGCGUAAAUCCGUGCGUUGCUGGCGAUCCUUGCGGCAGGAGCUCUCUAUGCCACGUCGACAAUCAUAAUCCGAUUUGCAAGUGUCCGAUCGGCUACAUCGGCGAUCCCACGACCAAGUGCAUACCACCGGAGAUCACGCCCGAGUGCGUAUCGAAUAGCGAGUGUGCAGGAAACUAUGCAUGCGUCAAUAGUGCGUGCAUUAAUCCCUGCAACUGCGGACCCAACGCCAAGUGUAACGUCGUAAAUCAUUAUCCUUCUUGCGUGUGUCCACCGGGCUACUCUGGAAACCCUCAGUUAGGAUGCUUCAAGCUUGACUGCGAAUCUGACAGCGAGUGCGACUACGCGGCUACCUGCUACAACGGCCAAUGUGUGAACCCUUGCAUCUUGGACAACAAAUGUGCCAUCAACGCAGAAUGCUACGGCAAGAAUCAUCGAUCGGCUUGUCGUUGCGGUCCAGGUUAUUACGGCAAUCCGCAGGCUCAUUGCCAGAGAGUCGAAUGUAACACUGACCACGAUUGUCCCAAUAAUCUGGCUUGUAACGAUGGCCGGUGCAUAAAUCCGUGCGCCGAGAAUUCGCUCUGCGCGCAAAAUGCCGUUUGCUACGUCCAGGAUCACGUUGCGUCCUGCCGUUGCCCUGAAAACAUUCCGCUGGGCAAUCCGUUCUCCUAUUGCGAGCGACAUGCCGUAGAGGAAUUCGAGCCGGAGUGCAGAGUUGACAUCGACUGUUCGGAUAAGUUGGUGUGCAUCCGGGAAAAGUGUAUCGAUCCUUGCCCGGUCAUCAAGCCGUGUCUUGAGAACGCUCGUUGCGACGUUCUCGAUACGGUUCCUGUAAGGACUAUGAUUUGCACUUGCCCGGAGGGUUGGAUCACCGACGUCGACGGUGUAUGCAGGCCAAUACAAUUGACGGUCAUUGGAACGUGCACGACGAACGACGAUUGCAGCGAUCGCGAGGCGUGCAUCAACAGGCAAUGUCGCAACCCAUGUAACUGCGGUACCAACGCCGCUUGCUACGUGAGGAACCACAAGCCGAUCUGCUCGUGCGAGCAGGGCUAUCAAGGCAAUCCUGAAAUCGCCUGUCACUCCGUCGAGUGUCGGCACGACAGCCAGUGCACGCUCGACAAGAUCUGCGAGAAUAACAAUUGUGUGAACCCGUGCCUGGUCAAGGACCCAUGCGGCACCAAUGCCGAGUGCUUCCCGAACAACCACGUGGCUGACUGCCGCUGCCGCAAGGGCUAUCACGGCAAUCCUCUGGAUCGCUGCCGCGUGAUCGGCUGCUACAGCAACGGCGAUUGUCCGGGUGAUCACUCGUGCAUCAAUAUGCAGUGCAUCGAUCCCUGCAUCCAUGACAAUCCCUGCUCGCCUCGCGCGGAAUGCAGGGUCCUGAACCACCUGCCGAUAUGCCGCUGCCCGUCGGGCUUCACCGGAAACCCGUACGUCAACUGCCAGCCGGAAGUCAGGCCCGAGUGCAGGGAAGACAGUGACUGUCCGGACUCACUCGCCUGUCUGAGCAACAAGUGUCAGAUCCCAUGUCCGAUUAUACAACCGUGCACCGAACCGUCCGAGUGUCGUGUCCUGCCGACGCAUCCGAUACGCACCAUGGUAUGCGUGUGUCCUAGCGGGUACGUCAGCAGCGGCAGCGGCACUUGCCGGGCCACCACGCCGAUCCUGAAGGUCGAGUGCACCAAGGACGACGACUGUCCCUCGGAACGGUCCUGCGUGAACGCGAUCUGCAGGGAUCCUUGCGCGUGCGGGCCCAAUGCGGUUUGCAAUGUCAUCAAUCACAAGCCGAUAUGCUCAUGCACGCUGGGAUACGACGGAAAUCCUGAUAUUCUUUGUACAAGAGUUGCAGGAUGCAGAACGGACGGCGAUUGCAGCGGUUCGCACGCGUGUGUCCAACGCAACUGCGUGCCGGCGUGCUCGCCGUUUUUGGCUUCCUGCGGCAAGAACGCGGUGUGCCACGGCAUUAAUCACAAGGCUAUCUGCGAAUGUUCACCUGGUUAUGGUGGCAAUCCGCGGGUCUCCUGCGUCCUACUAGGAUGCAGAUCUAAUUCUGACUGCCCUACCAAUAAGGCUUGCAUCAACAAUCGUUGUGAAAAUCCUUGCGUACAGAAUCCAUGUACCGGCAAUAUGGACUGUAACGUUUACAAUCACGUUGUGGAAUGUGCUUGUCCGCCUGGCUACGUCGGCGAUGUUAAAUCAGGAUGUACUAAAGUUAAGGAGAAAUGCAAGGCAGACAACGAAUGCCCAUCCCAGACCGCGUGUUUCAACAGACAAUGCAUCAAUCCGUGCACUAAGAUCGCACCGUGCGGCAUUAACGCCGAAUGUAAAGUCCUGGACACCAGUCCGAUCAGAACAAUGAUAUGCGAAUGUCUCCCAGGAUACCGUGGAAACGCGAUUGUCCGCUGCGAUCCAGUUCCAGCAGAAAUAUGCCCGCUCGGGAAGGGCCAGAUUCGCGAUGAAUACGGCAAUUGCAUCUGUCCGCUUGGAUUCGGUAAGGACGCGAACGACAUUUGCAUACCUUGUCGCAGACAGUCUAACAUGGUGAUAAACGAGGAAGGCUAUUGCGUGUGCGACUUGGAAAAGGGCUUCAGCAUAGACGAAUACGGUCGCUGCGUGUGCCCGACGCGAUACGGAUACGGAAUAGACACACACGGAUAUUGCAGACAGAUUGGUAUAAUCGAAUGCAGACGUAAUGACGAUUGCGCCGAUGACAGAUACUGCGAUAAAGUCACUCAUACUUGUCAAGAUCCCUGUAAGAAGCAACAGUGUGGCGUACACGCGCUCUGCAACGCUACCAGACACCAAGCUGUUUGCAUCUGCGUCAACGGUUACUUGGGCAAUCCGUACACCCAAUGCUACGACAGAAAGGAUGGCCGAACAGAUUUCCCUAGACCGGAAAUGGACGUGAGCUGCCUGUCGGAUGGAGUACAGGUCGUAAUACAUCUGCAGGAUCAAGACUUCGACGGGGUUUUGUACGUUAAAGGACGUAGCAAAGACGAACAGUGCAGACGAGUUGUCUCGAUACCGGCCGAAACUGAUCACAAAACAGAGACGUUCAAAGUUGCAUUUGGCAAUUGCGGACUUAUACACGUGAAUGGACAGGCUAGCUUCGUGCUUGUUAUACAGAAACAUCCGAAAUUGAUGACUUAUAAAGCACAAGCUUAUCAUAUUAAAUGUAUAUAUCAAACUGGAGAACAAAACGUUACCCUCGGCUUUAAUGUAUCCAUGUUGACGACUGCUGGAACAAUUGCUAACACCGGCCCACCACCUAUAUGCGUAAUGAAAAUAGUUGCACAGAAUGGAAAUGAAAUUAAUUCGGCCGAAAUUGGGGAUAAUUUAAUGCUCCAAGUGGAAGUUCAACCUUCAACUAUUUAUGGUGGAUUCGCACGAAAUUGCGUCGCUAAAACUAUGGAAGAUAAUUUGGAGAACGAGUACAUCGUAACGGAUGAGAAUGGUUGCGCGACAGAUCCCACGAUAUUCGGAGAAUGGGAACAAAAUCCCGAGACUCAAUCGUUAAUGGCUAGCUUUAACGCGUUCAAGUUCCCCAGCAGCGACAAUAUAAGAUUCCAGUGCAAUAUACGCGUGUGCUUCGGACGCUGUCAACCUGUAAAUUGUCGCGGUUAUAACGCCUUCGGUCGUCGUCGCAGAGACGUUGAUUCCGAGAAUAAUGACACAUCUCUAAGUGUAUCUGAUGGAUAUGAAGGUCAACUUCGUGAAGAGAUAACUAUUCAAUCGAACUUAAUAUUCACUCUGGAAAGGAGAGAGGAGAGGUAUACAGCAGAUCCAGCUGAAGCUCCUUCAGCCCAAAGAGUGGAAGAUAUCUGUGUUUCUAUGGUCGGCUUUAUCAUAGCAUUAAUAAUUACGGCGCUUUUAGCACUGGUUGCCGUAGCUAUCGCUGUGUCAUGCUGGCUUAUGGCGUAUCGACGUCAGCCAAAGACUGCUGGACCACUGCCACACCCACCAGAGUUCCCAAACCCCUUGUUCACUACUGAAUCUGUAGCUGAACCUUCUCCUGACUAUCACCUAUCGUAAGUCCCUUAGAGUAAUAUUUUAUAAAUAACAUAAAUUUUUUAUAAUUCUCGUGGAAUGCAUCUCAGACCAUUCGUCCUAUUGGUCGGUUUUGUAUUUCUGUAUACAACUCCUCCAAUGACUAUCACUUCGUCUCUUUGUACUCUUCUUUUCAAGGGUUCAAACAAUAAAAGUCACUGUUAUACAUUACGAGUCAUGAUAUAUACAUACUAUUUAUGGUGAUGGUUUGCUUCCAUUAUCUACUUGCAAGCAAAAACACGGGACUAUCUCUCUUUCGUGCAUUUUUCCUGUAUUAUUUUCUCUAGUCAGUGGAGGAUUUGUUAAAUAUAAUGCUGCGAAUUUAAUUCCUGUGUAAAGUCAACGAAUUAGUCUAAUAUAGCUUUCUUAUUGCGAAAAUAGGUAAUUGUACAUUUUAUCUAAUAAAACGCUAACGAAAUAUUUU